GUGUGCGCGGCGCUUGAGGCCGCAUCAUGGGAGUCGCCGCCGCGGCAGGGGCACCUAUCUCCGUCCCGCUGCCGCUUCCAGGAGCUAUCGCGCCUCACUGCAGUCGUCGGAGCUGGAAUGCAGCGACACACGCUCAUUGGCUGAUGCGCCCGCUCCGCCUGGGCCUGCCAAGUGCUGAUAGGCGCAGGGCCCCGUCAGUCCCGUCCCCCGCCGUUGCCACGGUGAGGGCGCCGGGCGGACGGGCUGGUCGCGAUGGCUGGCGUGGAGCUGUUCUCGCAUCCCGCGCUUUACACGCGCUACCGAGCCGGGCUCUGCUCCGCCGCGGCGCUGGCGCUGGUGCUCAUCACGGUGCUUACUUAUGUGCCGCCACUACUGGUGGCUUACCGGAGUCACGGUUUCUGGUUGAAGCAGAGCACCUACCUGGAGCAGCCCACUGUGCGGUUCCGGUAUGAGCUGCUCUUCGUGGCCACCACCGGGCCCGGCCCGGGCAGCUUCUUAGCGUGGAGCACGUUCCCAGCGUUCAACAGACUCCAAGAGGACCGGCUACGAGUCCCACUCCUGUCGGCUAGAGAAGAAGACAAAAAUCAAGAUGGCAAAAUGGAUCAGUUGCAUUUUAAAUUGGAACUUCCACUACAACCCACGGAGCAUGUAGUUGGCGUUCAGCUGCUUCUACUCUUCUCCUACCAGCUUUAUAGAAUGUCUACGUUUGUUAUGCAGAGCAUGGCUUUUCUUCAGUUUUUUUCUCCUGUGCCAGGGUCUCAACUCUACAUGAAUGGAGACCUGAAAUUGAAGCAGAGACAACUACUUAACCAUCGUGGACUGGAUACCAGAUAUAAUGUGUCUGUGGUCAAUGGCACAAGUCCUUUUGCGAGGGACUACGAUCUAACCAACAUCAUUGCAGCAUAUCAGGAUAGAAAUGUGACAACAGUCUUUUCAGAUCCUAGCCCUGUCUGGAUGACCGGAAGAGCAAUGGAUACACCAUUUAUUGUUAAUGCCACUAUUCGUUACCCAGUGGAAGUUAUCUUAUAUCCUUUGAAUUUUGGGAAAUUAUUACAAUUUGCCUGGAUCCAGUAUGUCAGCAUUCUCCUUAUCUUUCUUUGGGCAUUUGGUAGGAUUAAAAUGUUCAUAUUUCAGAAUCACGUGUUGACUACAACUCCAGUUCUGCCAGUAUCUCCUGUACUGUCCUAUAAAGAGCACAGUCCUGAGGGGAUGCCUGCGAACACUUUUUAAGAAAUGCUGUUCAAACACAGAUCCCUGCCUUUGGUUCUUUGUACAUUUUUUACUUUGGGAGAUCAGAACCUUUGAAAGUAUGUUCCAAGAAAGUCCUGUUCACACUUUUAAAAGUACAUGUUCAUCUAUUUUUCUUGGAGCACUGCUUUGGGACUGAGAAUUUCAAUAUUUUUCACA
Molecule: messenger RNA, 1407 nt
Organism: Pogoniulus pusillus (Red-fronted tinkerbird)
Lineage: Eukaryota; Metazoa; Chordata; Aves; Piciformes; Lybiidae
Gene: TMEM231
Product: transmembrane protein 231
Biological process (GO): cilium assembly; regulation of protein localization
Cellular component (GO): ciliary membrane; ciliary transition zone
Source: RefSeq, a predicted model, not a curated record